Molecule: messenger RNA, 321 nt
Organism: Drosophila gunungcola (fruit fly)
Lineage: Eukaryota; Metazoa; Arthropoda; Insecta; Diptera; Drosophilidae
Product: sodium-dependent nutrient amino acid transporter 1-like
Exons: 2
Coding region: 58-321 (87 amino acids)
Biological process (GO): sodium ion transmembrane transport
Cellular component (GO): membrane
Molecular function (GO): L-amino acid transmembrane transporter activity
Source: RefSeq, a predicted model, not a curated record
AAGCUCUAAUCCGCAAAUACGGAGAAUGCUGCAGAGUACCAGAAACUUAAGCGGAGAAUGGAUGAAGCCCAAGGAUCCAGGGAAGGACAUCCAAAGUCGACAAAUGACAUUAGUACAGUUGUGUACAGCGCCGAAGGAGAAGAUCUCACCAUAAACUGCGAAGUGGAGUGCAAGUCCUCUGGCCAGCGCGAUCAGUGCGGAAAGGGGGUGGAGUUCCUCUUCUCCUGCAUCGCUUUGCCCGUGGGUCUGGGCAAUGUAUGGCGCUUUUCCUUAAUUGCUCUCGUGAACGGGGGAGGAGCUUUUCUGAUACCAUAUGUGUAA